Messenger RNA from Anguilla anguilla (European eel), 3896 nucleotides. RefSeq names its product gamma-aminobutyric acid receptor subunit rho-2-like. Gene Ontology annotation, biological process: nervous system process; monoatomic ion transmembrane transport; regulation of membrane potential. The coding region runs from base 508 to 1920 and encodes 470 amino acids. Gene Ontology annotation, molecular function: extracellular ligand-gated monoatomic ion channel activity; GABA-A receptor activity; neurotransmitter receptor activity. Gene Ontology annotation, cellular component: synapse; membrane; neuron projection. The record is from RefSeq and is a predicted model, not a curated record. The transcript is spliced from 9 exons. NCBI's taxonomy places the organism in Eukaryota, Metazoa, Chordata, Actinopteri, Anguilliformes, Anguillidae.
CAAUUUAUCUUUUGUUACAUUACUCUAUUGAGGUAUAUCAGAUUCACUAAUGUGCUAUAUUAUCGUAAUGAAAUGAUUAUGGCUGCAUGUUUGAUGCCGUACUUAGAUGAACAUCCUGUAUCCUUGUUUCGUUAUCUCUCCUCCCUACAGUUCAAAUACAUUCGCUUUCAUUCGAAAGUUGUUUAAAACCGGAGUACGUUACGUCAGUGCUUCUCCGUGAAGAUGACCCGAAGAGUGGUCACUAGAAAGCCGAGCGAAGUCUAUCAGUCAGAACGCAUGGAAACAGCUGUACGAUAGCUAACCAAUCAGAGAACAAGUAAGACAAGCUGCUUGGCGUUGGAAACAUAUCAGUCGUGGAUGUUUAAUCAACCGGAAUGUAUUUUCUAAUGACUGUUGCAGCGUUUGUGGUUCUUCGAACGAAAAGAUGAAUCACUGUUCAAAAAAUUGCGAACCGGAACAAAGGGGGAUUUCUAGACUCGUUCCCAGAGAUUUAACUUUGUACGCAUAAUGCCUUAUUUUACCAAACUGCUGUUUUUACUGUUUUGCCUGAUGCUUAUUGGAGAGUGUCGAAAGCAUAGAGGAAGGAAAAGGAGGUGGACUGGACCCGUGGAAACUCACAAGCAUGGCUCUACUUUAUCAAAGAAGAUGGUAGAUGUGACCAAAACACGUAAAGUGAAGAAAGACCACCUACUUCGAGUAGACGACCAUGAUUUUACCAUGAGGCCAGCAUUUGCAGGCCCUGCCAUUCCUGUUGGAGUAGAUGUACAGGUGGAAAGCCUGGACAGUAUUUCAGAAGUAGAUAUGGACUUCACCAUGACGCUUUACCUCAGACACUACUGGAAGGACGAGCGCCUGUCCUUUCCUAGCAGCACGAAUAAGAGCAUGACCUUCGACGGUCGACUGGUGAAGAAGAUUUGGGUGCCCGACGUGUUCUUCGUGCACUCAAAGAGGUCCUUCAUUCACGACACCACAACGGACAACAUCAUGCUGAGGGUGUUUCCCGAUGGCCACGUACUGUACAGUCUGAGGGUCACUGUAACAGCCGCCUGUAACAUGGACUUCAGCCGCUUUCCUUUAGACUCGCAGACCUGCACAUUAGAGCUGGAAAGCUAUGCCUACACGGAUGAAGACCUCAUGCUGUACUGGAAGAGUGGUGACGAGUCACUGAGCACGGAUGACAAGAUUUCUCUGUCUCAGUUCCUCAUUCAGAAGUUCCACACCACUUCCAGGCUCGCUUUCUACAGCAGCACAGGAUGGUACAAUCGGCUCUACAUCAACUUCACCCUGCGACGCCACAUCUUCUUCUUCCUGCUGCAGACCUACUUUCCCGCCACGCUGAUGGUCAUGCUGUCCUGGGUCUCCUUCUGGAUCGACCGCCGCGCGGUUCCUGCCAGAGUGUCGUUGGGUAUCACCACGGUGCUCACCAUGUCCACCAUCAUUACCGGGGUCAACGCUUCCAUGCCCAGGGUCUCCUACAUCAAGGCUGUGGACAUUUACCUCUGGGUCAGCUUCGUGUUCGUAUUUCUAUCGGUGUUGGAAUACGCCGCAGUCAACUACCUGACUACGGUGAAGGACGGAAAGGACCGGAAACUCAGAGAAAAGGCUAAAGAGCAGUCCCUGCCCUGCACCUGCGGGAUGUCCCACACCAGGACCAUGAUGCUGGACGGGACAUACAGCGAGGCGGACACCAACAGCCUGGCGGGGUACACGCAGGCGCCCAUGGCUCCCGACGAGCCGGAGAAGCCGGAGCGCAUGAUGGUGCACCUGUCCCUGGACAGCGAGUCCAGCGCUGCCAAGAAGAAGGGCCUCCGCGGCUUCCGCAUCAUUAACAACACCCACGCCAUCGACACCUACUCCCGCAUGAUCUUCCCCGGGGCUUACAUCAUCUUCAACCUCAUCUACUGGUCCGUCUACUGCUGAGCCCUCGCCGCGAUUGGCCGGAUGUCCUCUGGGAAGGAGGGAUGGGAGGAGAGGGAAGGGGAGGGGGAGGAGGAUGAUCUGAUUGGCGGGACUCAAGGACAGUGGUCUUGCACUGCGCAUUAGCUUAAGGGGCCUGUCGUUUUGUUGUUGGACCCCCUGAUUAAUUUCCUCCCAAGGGUCUUACUGAGGAUUUCACUGACCUCCAGCUCAGUGUCUCCCAGUAUCCUGCAAUGAAGCUGCAUACCGUUGGACUGGAACAAGACAGCAUAUUACUCUUUAUUUAUUUGCUUUGCACUCUGUGGGGUACUGCCAUCUCUGCCAGUGCAGAACCAAGAAGGUGCAGGUCCAUUAAGAUGACAGACUAACAUAAGUACCAGUUGACAUGCUUUCUCAAUGACUUUUCAAAUCUUUGUUUCAUGCUGUUUUAUUUUCACUUUAACGCUAGCCAUAUUUGUUCAGACCAUGCCAUUUCCAAGUAAUAGGUGCAGAAUGCUUUGCGGUCAGCUUUGUCUCCAGGCAGACUCUUUAGCCUCACACCAUCUCAGAAUUUCAUUUUGGGCAUUGAAAUCCUCCUGAAAGGUCAAGUGAAUAGCUUUUUGGGUAUGAUCAUAAGAAAAACCAAAGCAGCAGUAAUGUGUUUGUAUACUAACAGUUGUUAUGUUUCAUCGAGUGCCAUGUCAUAUUUGAAAGGCUUCUGUCCUCCUGACCUGUCACCAAAAUGCAUGAAACACUGACACGGGGCAAAUAUAAUAUCAUGCGUUUUGAUAUGGAAAGGUAGCCUUAUAAAGCUGUGCUCAAAAUUAUUUAGGUGUGCAUUCACCUGCAAACAUCUGAAAUAAUUUACAUCUUAAUAAUUUUGCUUGACAUCAAAAAUACAGAGACAGAGACAGGAAGUACAGUGAAUCAGGGCGAAAGGCCGGAAAAAGUAUGACAGGUUGAUUUUGUGUGUUUUCCUUUUGCACUGCUCUCUAGACCUUUUCAAUGAAUGGUUUACAGUAUCUAAGGAAUGGCUGGAUUUCCUCAAAGCACUAUCAGUGUGUGGAAGGAUUCUUAAUAAAAACCUGUUGGUUUGAUCAUUCAUGUAUUUGUUUCUAGUGCCGUUAGACCCACGCCAUCUUACCUUAAUAAGUUGCAGAGACUGUACAGGGCUUAUGAGGUGUUUUAGUAUUUUAUUCCAAUGUCAUGGUUAGCUUAUUUGAUUGUUCAUUUCAGUAACAUUUUACCUGAAGUGUAGCAUUAUUGAGCCUGCAUAGGGCCAGCAUGACUCUACACUUAUGGUUUUGACAUAACCAGUUGUCAUGGCUUAUGACAACUUGAAAACACAGCUUGUGAGCAAUUAAGAGCAUUUAUGACAUUCAUAUCUGCUGUGUCAACUGUAAUGAUGUCUUCAUAGAAACUUAAGUGUUGAGAAAGUAAUGCUACUUGCUGAAACAUCACCAGGUUACAUGCUAGAUUGGUUAAAUCCACAAAAUGUCUCUGCAAAGACUGAGAGUGAAAAAGGCUGUUUGAGUUUUGAAUAUAUACUGUACACCAGUUUGAACAGCCUUGCUGGUUUGAAACAGCCUUAACUAUGUGUCAUCUUUUAAAAUUGGAUAUGUCUCAAGGUCAAUUUAUGAAUUCACAGGCAACUGUAUAUAGUAUUUUUCAGAUAGUCUGCCAUCUAGGUGGCAGUUAGUCAAACAAUUCAUAUGUAGAUAGCUGGACAUAUGAGUGGGGUCCACUGGAUAGAGAUACCCCACACAUCCACACGCGUCUGUUUUUCGGGCUUUUCGCCCUGGUACUCAUGGCCUGAGUCAUUUUUCCUCUGCAAGCGUGUCAGUCUGUAGGGCUGCUAUUAUAGGCACACACACAUACACACAUAGGGGAGUCUUUAGGCACACCAAACACUUAUUUUGGUCUAAGACCAGUUGUCGUUGCAAAAAAUGUCAAGAAUGUAUGCUGUAAAUACAGCUGUAAUAAAUAAGACACUGAGAAAA